Ficedula albicollis (Collared flycatcher) is the source of this 1460-nucleotide messenger RNA. Its product is annotated as transient receptor potential cation channel subfamily M member 1-like. The transcript is spliced from 2 exons. Bases 174 to 1424 code for a protein of 416 amino acids. The record is from RefSeq and is a predicted model, not a curated record. Gene Ontology annotation, biological process: protein tetramerization. NCBI's taxonomy places the organism in Eukaryota, Metazoa, Chordata, Aves, Passeriformes, Muscicapidae.
ACUCCUCUUUUGUUCUUCUCUUUUUCACAGAGUUAUUUCUGAGUGAUGAAGAGCUAAAAAAGCUCUAUGAGUUUGAAGAGCAGUGUGUAGAAGAAUACUUCCAGGAGAAAGAGGAUGAGCAGCAGUCAUCUAAUGAUGAACGCAUCAGAGUCACCUCUGAAAGAGUUGAAAAUAUGUCUAUGAGGCUGGAAGAAGUGAAUGAAAGAGAGCAUUUUAUGAAAGCUUCUCUGCAGACGGUGGACCUGCGGCUGUCUCAGCUGGAAGAGCUCUCUGGCCGCAUGGUGAAUGCUCUGGAGAAGCUGGCGGGCGUCGACAAAUCCGAGCUGACGUACACGCGCUCGCGGGCUUCGUCCGAGUGUGAUGCUGCUUAUCUGCUGAGGCAGAGCAGUGUGAACAGCUCUGAUGGCUACAGCAUGUACAAAUACCACAUCAGUGGCGACGAGCUGACCUUUGAUGAUAGCAGCACGCCCAUGUCACCAGCCAUGCGGAAAAAAGCCCACUCUAUUGGUACCAAAGAGGAUGGAGCAGACUCAAGGAUGCUGCUUCCAGAACACCAAACUGGACUCCAUACCUCGAGUGCUAAUGCAGUCACUACAGGAGAUCACAGUAAAUCUACAUUAGAAAUUGCACAGAAUGUUUCCAGACCCCAUUCUGCUUCAGGCAGUUUGGGGAGUGAAAAGUGGGGGGUUUUCAGUACUGAUGGAAUGAUUCCUCAAAGUGUAAGCCAGAUAAACGCUGUUACGAACAGUCAGUCAGUAGCAGGACUAGAUUUUCAGAACACUCAGUUAAAAGUAGAACGUACCAAGUUAGAAGCGACUGUCUCUUAUCCCUUGGACAAAUCCAAAGCAAUGCGCUAUUUUCCUCCUGAAACUUUCAGUGCUUGUCAAACCACUAUGAUGAAGUCAAGGAGCUUUAUAUUUGCACAAGGUGGAAAGCUGGUUGGAGGAGUUAACAACUGGACCUCGGCCUAUAGUACCAUUAUGGAUCAGGUGUGCCCUUCCACAAUUGAACAGUGGGCCACAGAGUGGAAAUAUGAAGUUGAGCAGCAGCUUUCUCAAGAGCGGCCUCCAGAAUACCCGGGGUUGAUCUCUGAAGCAGAAAGGCAAGCAGAGGAGAAGCAGACGGACACAGAUGACGAAAGUAAUGCUGGUGAAGCAGGUCUGAGUGCCUCUUACACCUCUAUGCCUGCCACUGCCAAGGCCGAGAAGGAGAAUUUACUGUCAGUAAAACCAGAAAGGACUUCUGGGUUCCCAACAGUACGUUCCAAGAGUUUGCACAGCCAUUCCCGGAAAGCCAAGUCUGUAAAGGACAAAUUAAAUAGACCAGGACAUGCCAGCAGUGUAACUAAUUUGGUGGUAGCGUUUGGCAGUGCAGCAGAACAGAAAACCAGACAAGAAAAUCCUUCCACAGAAACUGAAUGUUAAAGUGGCUUAUGGCCCCUGUUUUACCAGCAGUCAAGA